Messenger RNA from Dichotomopilus funicola, 408 nucleotides. RefSeq lists its product as uncharacterized. The transcript is spliced from 2 exons. The coding region runs from base 1 to 408 and encodes 135 amino acids. NCBI's taxonomy places the organism in Eukaryota, Fungi, Ascomycota, Sordariomycetes, Sordariales, Chaetomiaceae. The record is from RefSeq and is a predicted model, not a curated record.
AUGUCGACAACACCGAAGCCACUUUUCGUAUAUGGCACGCUGUGUGCCCUUCCCCUGCUAGCAUGGGCCCUAACCGGGGAAGCCACCCAAGUGGAUGCGAUCAAGGGGAUGCUUUGCAAAGCCACCGUUUCGGGCUACAAGCGAUAUGCGUUAUACGGCUCGACGCAAGCGGACGAUUUUGAAGGGGAAGUCUAUAAGGUAACGCCAGUUACCGCUUCGAUCGAACCCUCGGAAGACGACAGCGAGGGGGGACAAGAUACAAUCGAGGUCGACAUUUAUGUCUGGGAUGGCGACAUGGCCCAAAUAUUCCCAGAGCCUUGGGAGUUGGACCGAUUUAUUGCAGACCGACUUGAUGAUUGGCUCGACCUUUUCGAUGGGAUGGAGCUGGUGGGCAGCCCGGAGGACUAG